AUGCCUCGCUUCAGCGACGAAUGGGUCAUUGACCGCGUUCUAUUUGAUUACGUUUCGGGAGGAUCUUGUGCGUGCUGUGGUUUCGCCCACUUUCUACCGAACGGAACGGUUGAUCUCAUCAACGCCAUGUCAGAUCUCGACACGGAUCAGGCCAACGCCGAGAAAGCAGCACUGGUACAUCACCCGUGGCCUACCGAUCUUCGUGACCAAGUAUGGGCGGAUCGCGUCCGAUUGCGUCAAAAGCUCAAACGCGAAAUGAAGGCCUACCGAGAGUUUUGGGAUGAGCACGCCGACGCGUUUCGAAGCUGGUGCCGAACACAAAAGCUUAAAAGAAUGCUUCAACUACCGCGCAGCGAAAUAAUGGAAACACUGCGUCAAAAAUACAAUAUACAUUCGGCUUAUGGAGUUGUCCUCUGCGCCACAUUAGAACAAGUUGCACAUUUUUCGUUGACUGGGUACCCGACUGACGGAAGGGGAGAUGCCGAAUCUACUUUCGAGGAUUCUUUGAUUUUCAAUCGACGGGGAGGAUUAACUCUGAAAGACUUUUCGAGCCACGAUGAGCAUCUUUGUCCAGAUGUAAUACGGGUCCUAUGUGAUCGAAUUGGAUCAUUGGGGGGUCCUAAAUUACUCGAACGUGCUCCUGCUAGCACGGAGAAGAGAGACGGUGAUGAUGAAGAUGAUGCAGAUGCUAUAAGUAACGUCGGCUCCAAGAUCAGUUUUCAAUCUGAUCGACGAAUUGUUCGGCUUAUUGUUGCCAGGUAUUGGGCCGACCUCCUGCAAGCCCGUUUUCUGACAGUCAAUAAAUCAGAGCCUCAAUCCUACUAG
Messenger RNA from Phaeodactylum tricornutum CCAP 1055/1, 825 nucleotides. RefSeq lists its product with no specific name. The record is from RefSeq and is a predicted model, not a curated record. The coding region runs from base 1 to 825 and encodes 274 amino acids. NCBI's taxonomy places the organism in Eukaryota, Bacillariophyta, Bacillariophyceae, Surirellales, Neidiaceae. The transcript has a single exon.